UUCAACAGAAAUCCAUGAUGCACAUUUUGUAGUUUGAAGCCACACAUGUCUUAUUGUCUUUCCUCUUCCGUAAACAUGGCCACGCGCAGUGUCGGCAUGGGUCCCACUAUGAAGUCGAAAAAGUUGGCAGACAUGUCUGUGAAUGAGUUUUUUUCUGGCGAUUUUGAUAGUGAGUCAGAGUCUUCUACAAAGUCUGCAGAUUCAGACUCGAAAAUUCUGAAAAGUCGUUCUAAGGCAGGGUCAAAAGAAAAGUUAGUGUCUAAAAAGACGAAAGUGAAAGCUCCAAAUCAAAAGCAGAAACGUGACAAUGUGGUCAAUGCGAACAACACGAAUAAGAAUAUGAACAAAGUCGCCAAAAGGAACGAACUGCAAACAGAGCCAUCGGCUAGCUUGGACCCUGUAAAGUCUAGCAAAGUGUCGAAACAGUCGCUAGCCAGGUCACUGCAAGAAAAUGAUCCAGAGUUCUAUGAUUUUCUGAAAGGUGAGGACAAGAAUUUGUUAUCUAAUCUUGAAACUCUGUCUGAUGAUGAUUCCGAGGUAGAUGAGGACGAACUUAAUGAUGUCAAAGCUAAAAACAGUUCUCCAGAAGAUUAUGAAUUUGAAAAAGAACUUAUCAAUAUGUCUAGUGGUGAUGAGUCGGACUCUGAUGAAGAGACGUCAAGCAAUGUCCAUAAAUUGCCACAGCAGCUUGAGGUUGCCAGUGAUGACAGUGAAGCAGAAGAUGUCGAUGAAGAAGAGGCUGUAAAAUCAACAACAAAAAAGAAAGGUGGUACUCUUGUUACAAAUAGAAUGGUUAACAACUGGUCUGAAGAACUGAAAACAAAGCCAUCUCAGACUGUUUUCCGUCAAGUUGUUUCAGCUUUUCAUGCUGCUGUUCAAGAGGCAGGUGGAGCUGAGGAUCAGUCUACCUCAAAAUACCGUGUUGAAGGUAGUUUAGUGUUUAACAGUGUUGUAAGACUUUGUCUUGAGCGGAUUGCUCCAACCCUGCAGAACAUGCUCCAUCUGACUACUCUAGCUGGAACUUCAGGAAAUCAAACCUUUGAAAAGUCAGGUGCGUGGAAGAAAAUUAAAGUUGAAGUGAAGUCAUACAUCAGUGAUCUUUUAGACUUACUUGCUCAGCUUUCUGAAACAGCAAUGAUAAAUGCUAUGCUGAAACAUGUUCACAAAUUGAUUCUAUUCUAUGCAACUUUUCCCAAGUUAUCAAAGAUGCUGCUGAAAAGAAUUGUGAAAAUGUGGACUGGUGGAGAUGAAACAACCCAGGUUUUGGCAUUUCUGUGCAUAAACAAAUUAGUGCACAUGAAACAGGACACACUGCUAGAACCUACUCUCAAACAAAUGUAUACUGCAUAUGUCAGUAACUGCAAAUUCACAUCGCCUACCACUCUCCCGCAGAUUAACUUCAUGCAGCGUUCCCUUGUGGAAUUAUUUAACAUUGAUCAAACUUUGGCGUAUCAGUAUGCUUUUAUUUACAUUCGUCAGCUUGCCAUUCAUUUGAGAAAUGCUAUUUCAGUGAAGAAAAAGAACACUUGUCAGGCUGUGUACAAUUGGCAGUACAUUCAUUGCCUCAGUCUGUGGGUGAAACUUUUGACCACCACAUGCCCGAGUGAGAUUCUUCAGCCGAUGAUUUAUCCGCUGACUCAGACUAUCAUUGGGACAAUCAAGUUACUUCCUACAGCCAGGUUUUAUCCUCUGAGAUUUCAUUGUGUAAAACUGUUAAACAGUCUUUCAGCAAAGACAGACACAUUUAUUCCAACAUUGCCAUUUUUGUUGGAAGUUAUUGAGCAGACUGAUUUCAACAAAAGGCACAAGACUGUGAGUUUGAAACCUUUCAAUUUUGCAGUAAUUUUGAAGUUCUCAAAGUCACAACUUCAUGAAAAAGCUUUCAAAGAUGGACUUGUUGACCAGCUGUAUGAACUGUUCUUAGAAAGUUAUCACAACUCAUCUUGCUCCAUUGGUUUUCCAGAACUAAUUAUUCCUUCUGUUAUUCAGUUGAAAGACUUUCUGAAGAAGUGUAAAAUUGCAAACUACUGCAAACAAUUUAAACAAAUUGUGGACAAAGCCAUGGAACAGGCUACAUUUAUUUCUGGGAAAAGGAAAAACUGUGGUGUGCGUCUUGAUGACUCUGGCGCUGUCUCUCAAUGGGAAAACAACAUAAAGAGUGGUGGAACGCCGUUGGAUAAGUUCUAUGCGUCAUGGAGGAAGCUUCGAGACAGAGAACUGCAGCAUGAACUCUCAAACAAAGAAGCAAUUUCUGGGGCUGCCAUCGACAUACCAACUGUGGAGAGAAAGCUUACGAAAAGAGCAACCCCACAGGAGAGGGAGGACUUUUCCAAAUUAUUUGAAAAUGAGUCUGACUCGGAUGAUGAAACCAGGUUCCUUUUGAAAGAGGAGCGCCCUGAUCAGUUGAAAAGAAAGAGGAAAAGAAAUGAUGAAUCAGACAGUGAAGAUUACAGUGAUUUCGAUGAUGAGGAACUAGAACAGUUAGCUCAGUCAGCAAGCAGUGGAGAGGAAACAGAUGGUUCAGAUGGUGUGGAAAAUGGUCAGAUGAGCAGUGAUCCAGAAAGUGAUGAAGAAGAAAAGGGUAGAAAUAGCAAAGUGAAGCAAAACAGUACAGUCAAGAGACAAAGACUUGAUAGAGAAGAAGAUGGAAAUGAUGGGGAUGAUAUUCUUGAAGACUUCAAUCUCGAUGAAUAUGAUUCUGAUUCAUAGAUUGCUUCUAUGAGCUGUUUCUUUUAUUUUUAUGGCGAGGGUAGUUGUGCUUGAAAGCCUGAAAGAUUCUGAAUGCAUGCCUGCAAAAUCUGGUUUCAUCUCACUUCUCACAAAUUGUACCAUGUGCAUUGGUUAGAAAAUCGAUGUUGUUUUAUUUUCAUUUGGGGUCGGGGGUUUUUAAGUUCUUUCUUUAUAAUUGUCAGUGUCAACAGCAAUUUUGUUUUUCAUAUUCCUGGAAUCCAACUUUUGUUUCCCACAUACUUUAACUUUAAGUAGUAGUGUUUAAAAUAUGUGUGUGUGCUAGGAGAAAAGUCCCAGUUGUCGGCAUAGCUAUUUUUGAGCAACUGUGUGAAAAGACCAAAAAUGUAUACCAAGUCAAAAAUUUAGUUCCUUCAGAAAACACGUUAAAAUCAUUUCUUAAUAACAUAUUGAAAUGAUUUUAUAUUUUGUCUAAAUAUUUUUUUUAUUGUGUUACAAAAUGUGGCAUAUCUUUGAAACUACUCAAGAUAUUUGAAAUUUAAUUUUUUUUAAUCAGCAUGCUCAGCGUUGAAUUGCCUCUGCCAAAAUUUCCGACAACUGGGACUUUUCUUCAGGCACACACACACGUGAAUGAUAUGUCCUGCCAAUUUGGCAAUGAAAACUUAAUAACUACAGUACAGGUGUACUUUUAUUGAGAGCUGCUGUCAGAAAUCUGACUGUGUACGACAUCUGCUCUCAUGCUGGCCACAUGGCCCGUUACCUCCAUUGUGGUCUGGCACCAGGUUAGCUUCCUUUUUUAAAGAAGACCAUAACGAAAUCUUUGUGUCAAGUUUACCGGUGCCUGUGGUGUAGCGGGGUUAUAAUGCACUUCACUGUCGCAGACAGGAGGCCGAGUGGUUUGAAUUGUUAUAGAAUAUAUCUCAAUCUUUCUGCAGGGAUGUUGUGUCCCUCUCAGUCAGUCCAUAUUGACCCUGAUAUAUUGUACAGUGGAAACCAUAUAUAUGACAGGCCCGGUAAUAACGGGGAUUUUUUAAUUCCCCGUUUUUUCCUACUCUUUGUCUCUAUUAGAAGUUUUCGGCACUAACAGGGCCUCAUGGGAGCCCAGUCGGUUAUAGCAGGGACAAAGGUUCGUUAACAAUUGAUAAAAAGUAAGAGAGGGGGUAACGCAGUGAUGGAGCAAGCUACGUCACUGCAAGCACAGGCAGCAGGUGAAGCGAGAUAGGGCUACGGUGUACUGCAGACUUUGAUCUAGCCCAGGGCCAAGCUACACGCACGCAUGGUCCCACCUUCCCUGUUAUAUCAGGUUUCCACUGUACAUUUGUAGUAAAAGGGCAGGGAGAGAAACCCAUCUCCUACACGAUCGAUAUUGUGUCGAUGUGGGACGAAAAACACCUAUAUUUUGAUUUAAGGGCAGUGAGUGGGCAUUUUCAGUUUCACUGGGUGAAUAUGCUGUUUUAUUUCUCUCUUGUGGGUUUGAUGUUUACUUGAAUUACCUUGUUUUACGUUACUUUUUUGUACCUUUGUUUGGAGAAAUAGCCAUGUGUUCGUGUGGACCUGAUGGUUCAAAUGUCAUCAAAGGCUUAGGUUAUGUUUUGUUAUAUUGUAUGUGUUUUUAUAGUGUAAACUAUGCAAAUGGUUGUAAUAUUGAUACUCAUAGAGAUUUGAAAAAGAAGUUAGUUAUCGAUUUAUUUGCAUUAGGGGCGGGCACGAGAUGAGCCGAGUACAGUGGAGUCCACUUACAACGAGUCCGGAAAAAACAAGAAGUCUGUUAUAAAGACACUGUUCUA
This is a messenger RNA of Aplysia californica (California sea hare), 4475 nucleotides long. RefSeq names its product nucleolar complex protein 2 homolog. Gene Ontology annotation, biological process: ribosomal large subunit biogenesis; negative regulation of transcription by RNA polymerase II. NCBI's taxonomy places the organism in Eukaryota, Metazoa, Mollusca, Gastropoda, Aplysiida, Aplysiidae. Gene Ontology annotation, cellular component: nucleoplasm; nucleolus; Noc1p-Noc2p complex. The transcript has a single exon. The record is from RefSeq and is a predicted model, not a curated record. The coding region runs from base 46 to 2709 and encodes 887 amino acids. Gene Ontology annotation, molecular function: transcription corepressor activity; histone binding.